CCGCCAUAUUGGCUCCGCUGGCCGCCGCGGCCGAGAGGGCGGCGCUGCUCCUCUGGACGUGGUUUCCCUCCCCGGGAGAAAGGGUCCUCGGAGUGUGAAGGGGAGGGAGAGGAGAUGGCGGCCUUGGUGCGAGAAGAUGGCGCUCGAGGCCCAGAGCAAGGACGGCGGGGCUGCGAACAUUAUGACCGAGGAUGUCUCCUGAAGGCACCUUGCUGUGACAAGUUGUAUACUUGCCGGUUGUGUCAUGAUAACAAGGAAGAUCAUCAGCUAGAUCGCUUUAAAGUAAAGGAAGUACAGUGCAUAAAUUGUGAAAAAAUUCAAAAUGCCCAACAGACUUGUGAAGAGUGUAGCACAUUGUUUGGAGAAUAUUAUUGCAGUAUAUGCCAUCUGUUUGACAAAGACAAGAAGCAGUAUCAUUGUGAAAACUGUGGAAUUUGUAGGAUUGGUCCAAAGGAAGAUUUUUUCCACUGUUUGAAAUGUAACUUAUGCCUAGCUAUGAAUCUCCAAGGAAAGCACAAGUGUAUUGAAAAUGUUUCCCGGCAGAAUUGUCCAAUAUGUUUGGAGGACAUUCACACAUCUCGUGUUGUUGCCCAUGUCUUGCCAUGUGGACAUCUUUUACAUAGAACAUGUUAUGAAGAAAUGUUGAAAGAAGGCUACAGAUGUCCAUUAUGUAUGCACUCUGCUUUAGAUAUGACGAGGUACUGGAGACAGCUGGAUGAUGAGGUAGCACAGACUCCUAUGCCAUCUGAAUAUCAGAAUAUGACUGUAGAUAUUCUCUGCAAUGAUUGCAAUGGAAGAUCUACAGUCCAGUUCCAUAUAUUAGGCAUGAAGUGUAAUAUUUGUGAAUCCUACAAUACUGCUCAGGCUGGAGGUUGUAGAAUUUCACUAGAUCAGCAGUGACCAGCAUAUACUGCACUGGAAAACUCAGCAUUUUCUGAUAGAAAAAGCUAUCUUUAGUAUCCUAUUGUCAUAAUGUGUCAGAACCUAUGCAUUAGAGUUGAUGUGUUUUGUACUAGUGUCACAGCAUAAAGUCAUUUACAAAUACUUAAGGAUUCAGGGUCUCUUUAUAGAAUUAUCAUAUCUAUAUUUAAUGAAAGUCACUACACCUGUGUUUUGAUUGAAAAUGCCUUUACUGUCAGUUGUUUGGAAGCCAAUGAUGUUUGCCACUGAACCUUACAUCCAUAGAAAUAUGUUAUACUUUCAUGGAACUUUGCUUUAAGUGGCACUCUGCAUGCAGAAUUCAUUUCCAGUUUGACAGAACUGUAAUUAAUUCUAAGUAUUCUUGACUUUUUAAGGGCUGUACUAUAAUAAGAAUAUGGUCUAUCUUACUGUUAAAAUCUAAUUCCAUGUGCUUUAGAAAUUUCUAAGACAGUCCUUUGGAUCUUGUAAAUGUGAAUUUUGACAUAAUAACUGCUAAUAAAAUUAUAUUGAAACAUU
Messenger RNA from Eptesicus fuscus (big brown bat), 1437 nucleotides. It is a transcript of the gene RCHY1, whose product is annotated as ring finger and CHY zinc finger domain containing 1. NCBI's taxonomy places the organism in Eukaryota, Metazoa, Chordata, Mammalia, Chiroptera, Vespertilionidae. Gene Ontology annotation, molecular function: ubiquitin protein ligase activity; zinc ion binding. The transcript has 9 exons. The coding region runs from base 115 to 900 and encodes 261 amino acids. Gene Ontology annotation, biological process: ubiquitin-dependent protein catabolic process; protein ubiquitination. Gene Ontology annotation, cellular component: nucleus. The record is from RefSeq and is a predicted model, not a curated record.